CUCCCAUCUCACCUUCAUCUCUGAAUCUCCUUCCUCUCUCUCUUCAAUCUUUAUACAGAGAGAGAAAGAGAGAAUCAAGAAUUCUUCAAUGGCGGUCUCGAAGAAGUUGAUUUCCAUCUGUUCCUUGCUGAUUCUUCUUCUACUUGUUGUUUUCAUUGGAGCUAUUGUGAGAGUACAGAAAGACAACAUUUCUCAUAGAGGUGGAGAAACAGAGCAGUUACAGAGCUCCAAUAACUCAACCAUGGCAGAAUUACGGUUGGAUGAGGAUUUGACUUUGAAUGAACAUGCUGUGGAGGACCCAGAAGAGAUUGUAGCCAUGGUUGAAAUGGCAAUCAAGAACAGUACUGAGAGGAGAAAAUUAGGUUACUUCUCAUGUGGAACAGGAAACCCAAUUGACGACUGCUGGCGGUGCGACACAAACUGGCACCGCAACAGAAAGCGUUUGGCCGACUGCGGCAUUGGGUUCGGUCGCAACGCCAUCGGAGGUCGAACCGGAAGAUUCUACAUAGUAACCGACCCAAGUGACAACGAUCCAGUAAACCCACGUCCUGGAACACUCAGACACGCAGUCAUCCAAGAUCAACCCCUUUGGAUUGUCUUCAAACGUGACAUGGUGAUUACUCUGAAGCAAGAACUCAUAAUGAACAGCUUCAAAACAAUCGAUGCUCGUGGAGUUAAUGUCCAUAUUGCUAAUGGAGCUUGUAUCACAAUUCAAUAUAUAACCAACGUGAUUAUCCAUGGUCUUCAUAUUCAUGAUUGUAAACCAACAGGAAAUGCAAUGGUUAGAAGCUCUCCUAGUCAUUUUGGGUGGAGGACAAUGGCAGAUGGAGAUGCUAUUUCUAUAUUUGGAUCUAGUCAUAUCUGGAUUGAUCAUAAUUCUUUGUCUAGUUGUGCUGAUGGAUUAGUUGAUGCUGUGAUGGGUUCCACUGCAAUUACCAUUUCAAAUAAUCAUUUUGCUCAUCAUAAUGAGGUGAUGUUGUUGGGUCAUAGUGAUUCUUAUAUUAAAGACAAACAGAUGCAGGUCACAAUUGCUUAUAAUCAUUUUGGAGAAGGCCUUAUCCAAAGAAUGCCAAGAUGUAGACAUGGAUAUUUCCAUGUGGUGAAUAAUGACUAUACCCAUUGGGAGAUGUAUGCAAUUGGUGGAAGUGCUGAACCAACCAUCAAUAGUCAAGGAAAUAGAUACUUAGCUCCUGGAAACCCAUUUGCUAAAGAGGUGACAAAGAGGGUGGAAACAUCACAAGGGCAAUGGAAGAAUUGGAAUUGGAGAUCAGAAGGAGAUUUAUUGCUUAAUGGAGCAUAUUUCACUCCAUCUGGUGCUGGAGCAUCAGCCAGUUAUGCAAAAGCUUCAAGUUUGGGGGCUAAAUCUUCAUCAAUGGUAGGUGCCAUAACUUCUGGUGCAGGUCCUCUUGGAUGUCGCAGGGGACACCAGUGUUAGUUCAUUAGUUAGCAGAAACACCAACACGAAAAGAGGUCAAUUUCGAAGUCAGUUAUUAGUCUUCUUUCAUUGAUUAUUGAAUAUUGUCACAUAGCAUCAUAUACCCAUCUUUAUGUGUCUAUUUUUACGAGAAUUGUCGCGCAACCUCGGCUAGCUUCAAUUCAGAAAACAGACAAAUUAUACUGUAAUUGAUCAAUAGGAGCUGGCGCAGAAGCGUUGUUCGAUAUCUUACCUUUUUUUUUAAUUAAUUCAUCUUGUUUUUAGUUGUGUUGUAUUGUGUUGUGUUCUGUUGUCAAUACAAGAAGAUACUAUAAUUGUGUGAA
Impatiens glandulifera is the source of this 1758-nucleotide messenger RNA. Its product is annotated as probable pectate lyase 8. NCBI's taxonomy places the organism in Eukaryota, Viridiplantae, Streptophyta, Magnoliopsida, Ericales, Balsaminaceae. The coding region runs from base 89 to 1435 and encodes 448 amino acids. The transcript has 6 exons. The record is from RefSeq and is a predicted model, not a curated record. Gene Ontology annotation, molecular function: pectate lyase activity.